Molecule: messenger RNA, 8141 nt
Organism: Phalacrocorax carbo (great cormorant)
Lineage: Eukaryota; Metazoa; Chordata; Aves; Suliformes; Phalacrocoracidae
Source: RefSeq, a predicted model, not a curated record
AGAGCCGCGCAGGGCGGGCUGAAGUGCCCCUGGGGAAGCUGGCCGGGUUCCCCCCCGCGAGCUGGGCUCAGUUCCGCACCGCGGUGGCAACGAGCAAAAGGCGCCGGUGUCACGCCGAGAGCUGGGAAACCGGAGCUGGGCCGUGCCGAAGGGUGGUGGCGAGUUUUGUGCCGCCACGCAAAUACCUGGGGGCGCUCGUGGGUUCCUGUGUGCCCACGGCGGUGGGCUGGGGCGUCUUGCUGCUCCCCUGCGUGUUUUUCUUUCCUGGAGCCUUGGGUCAAAGCUUGGGUUUUAAGUGAAAAUGUAUUUUUGCGUGGCCUGUCGUGCUGGAAUCAGGAGGCCUUUGGUAAAAGAGCAAACCAAAGAGAAAACACGGUGCAAACCAUCACAAGUUUUGCAGCUAGAAGUGAUGAAAACGCCUGCUAUGUAAAGGUUAAUUUCAGGAGGGUGACUUCCCAGAAACGUGGCCAAAAUAAGUGUAUAGAUAGUAGUUUAUUUGUCCAAUAUGGUAAGAUAAAGACUAGUAGCAUUUAAACGUUUAAACCAGUGAAGACUAGUGUUGGAGUGUACUACUAUGCAGUGGCCUGUGACUGAGUCUCUAAAAGUAGUAAAUAUUUACUCUGAAAACUGGAAGAAGCAGCAUAAGAAAAGUAACAAUUACAUAUCCACAGACCCAAAGGUAGGCAUAGCAUGAGCUAAUUGUGCUAGGAAGUAAUUUAAGCUACCCAUGGAAGACUGAGGGAGCACAGCUUAUUGUUGAGGGUAAAGCAAAAAGUGAAGGAACCAGCACUAAGUUACAGAAAUUAUUUUUUUUCUGGUAUGGAAUAGAGUUACUUAAUGCUGUCAGAGCUGAAACGGUACCUGGGGAUUUGUUUCUUGCUGUUUCCAGAGCUAAGUGGAACAGGAUGGUAAUGAACCUCAAUCAUAGCAGUCAAACAAGCUGUCCUGUCAGGUCAAACAUCCUCUGACAGUUUCCAGUCCAGAAACAAAGAAAGGGAGUCUGUGCUGCUGAUUCCGUAGAUCUGGUAAGUGAAGCUAUUUUGAAGUCAAGGACAGGAGUAGCCUUGGGUUAUUAAGCCUAACAAAGGAGGAUACUUGUAAUUUAACUAACAUUUAACUAAAUGUAACUGGCCUAGUUUUCCCCAGAAAUUAUGUUGACAGCUGUAUGAGUAGAUACAGAUGAAAGACGCAUGACUGGUGUGAGCUAAGUACCUGAACAGAUAGGGAGUGAUGCAAAUGUGCAGCUUCCUUUUCCCCUUCCCCUGCAGCAGGAGGGAGGGGCUGGCACGCUCUGCUCUUGAUGUCCCAGGGAGCAGGGGCCCACACUCUGCUGUGUGGGUGUCCUGCCAGGCUGCACGCUGGAGCAGACAGAUACCUGCCUGGGAAGAGAGAAUUGAACCCUUUUGUGCAGCCUGCACAGAACUAGUAAGAAUACACAGCAUUGAUACUUAAUGCAGCUAUGUGCCACAGGGUAAAAGACUCUGCACCCCUGCCUGCAACAUGCCACUGUUACAUUGCUUGCCAGGCUGCCAGAGUUAAGGCAAAGAGGCUAAUAAGAGGCAAACCUUGGAGAAGAACAGAGCUGCCUAAAGAAAGACUAUGAAAGAGUACAGAAUUACACUUUCAUAGUACACUAGCCUAGCCAUCUGUAGUGUAUGGGCUUUGUGAGCCAGCAGUUUGAUGCACAUUUAUUAGCAAUAUUUCAUAGACUUCACUUAUAUAGAUUAAUUUAACUGAUUUUUUUAAAGUUUUUUGUACUUUUGGUUACUCCUAUCAACCCUGGAGCCACAAAUCUAAUUGCGCAGUAUGAAAAAGCGUAUUUUUUUGUUUUCAAACUUCUGCCUCAUCAUUUCAUUUGAUACCUCCUAGUUCUUGUGCUAUAAGAAUUAAUGUGUCACCUUGUCCAUGUGUCUCUCAUACUGCCACUUAGAUGUCUCUUUCCCAAGGUGAAGCAUUCAAGCCUAUUUAGCUUGUCCACCAAAAGAAGCCAUUCUGAGCCAUGGCUGUCUAACCAUCACUUACUGUAUUAUUUCUGAUUCUAUAAUUGUUUUUAAGAUCAAGGACCACCACAGCACUCAGUAUUCAGGAAGCAACUAAAUACUUCCCGCCAUAUUUACCUUUUGAAUAGCAUUGUGUGUUGACGUGAUUUUUCAUAGAACUUCCUGCGGUGACUGCUGAGUUUUUUCUUUGAAUAGUACUAACUUACCUAGAGUACAUCACUCUGUAUGUGUAGUUAUGGUUGCUUUCCCAAAUUCCAUAAUUCACAACUAGCAAUAUUAAAUUUUGCCUGCCUCUAUAUUGUGCUGUCAUUCAGUGUGCCACAAUCCUCCUACAGUUCUGGAAGGAGAGCAUCUAAGACAAGAGAGUGGCAAAGGGCCAACUUUUAUGAGGCAUAUGAGGAAAGAUGCACAAGUGGCACCAGGACACCAGGAAUACAUCUCCCAUUCAGCUCCAUUGAGACUUAACCAGCAGACAACAUAACAUUCUUUUUCAAACAAGCAUCUCUGGAUGAAGAAAAUACAAAGCACUGCCAAUAAUAGCUAACAUUUUUAGGGUGGUUUUUUUAAAGGAUUAGGCAAUGAGGUUGAAAUAUUGAAGGAGAACAUAUUUAAAAUCAGACUAUGAAAGCAAUGGAGGAUCCAUAUUCUUCCCACACAGAAAUCUACAAUGAAUGAACAGAACGCCACAAUGUUCAAUCAUAUGAGGUGUGCAAAUGAAAAGGGCUACACAGGUAGAGUAAAAUACACAGUUUAUGCCAAUCCUGAUAAUAAACAAUGCAGAAGAAUCAUUUGGGGUUUUGCUUUGCUUUUUGCUUUGCUUAUUUAAGGAAAAAAAAAGGGGCAUUGUUCAGAAAUGUACUUAAUGGGUAGAGCAAUAUUUGGAAUUUUCCUUCUCUGUGCAGAAGGUACAGGGGAAACCAGUCUCACAAAAUUACUCAUUAGAUAACUUAAAGGAUAAUCCCAAGACAAACAUUUUUACAAAACAGUCCAAAUACUAUUUCAAAUGGUGUUUCCUUCACUGAACAUGCCCUGACAAAAUAUCUGACCUGAACACUCACCCAGUACUGAAAACCUGUUAUUGCGAAGAGCUACUUUUUAAUUAUGUAUGAUCUAUGUAUCUACCAGUUGUGCCAUGCUUUGUUCCCUGCUUGGUGUCCAAAGGCAGUGCUUACUUGAGCUUAUUCAGCAAUGUACAAAAAUGUCUUGGGGACAUUCAGUGGAUUUUUUAAAGAGGAGAGUUUGAGGAAUAGUGCAGGGCAACCCUGCAGAUGAUUAGUGUCAUUGGAGAGUCCCUGUGAAACUAAACACGCAGUUGUGAUGAUGAAAACAAGUGCACAGCAAAGACUGGCCACCAGACCACUGCAGUAUGCUUCCUGGAGGAACAGUUGUGGUGGUUAUGGAUAAGCUUUAUAGAGAGGCUUUUGGACAAGUUUUUUAGGAAGAUGGGUUUGCCAUAUACGCAAGGAACAUUCAGGGUCUGUGAACGAUCAUAGCUGUCUAGUCACUCCACCUGCAGAGAAACAAAUGGGAGAUCUGAGAGAGCCUGCAAAGCUUUGUAGAACUACAGAAGAAGUAGUAGAAAUAAGCCAUACAAGUGGAAUUCUUAGUUCUUACCAAAGUGUUUUGGAGACAACCUGCAUAGUCUCACAGGAGGGAGGCUUUUGUAAAUGUACUGAUCACAUUUUCAGAAUUGUAUAUGCGUGUAACUAUUUAGUAACUGAUAGACUGGCACAGUUUUGUAAUAACAAACCUGAAAUGGCAAUACAAAUGGUAACUUGCAUUAAGGUAUUAGCCACUUUGUUGUGGUGGCCAGUUGAGUCUAUACAUCAAGAUAAACUUCAAUAUGAACAUCCUCAUAGACAAGCUGAUGGAGUAUGGGCUAGAUAAGUGGACAGUGAGGUGGAUUGAUUAGUGGCUGACCUGCUGGGCUCAGAGGGUGGUGAUCAGAAGAAGGAGGUCCAGUUGGAGACCAGUCACUAGUGGUGUCCAGCUGUGGCUGACACUGGUUCCGGUACUGUUUAACACUUCAUUAAUAACCUGGAUGAUGAAACAAUGUGUACCCUCAGCAAAUUUGCAGAUGAUACAAAACUGGAAGGAUUGGCUGAUGCACCAGGUGUCUGUGCUACCACUCAGAGGAACUUGGACAUGCUGGAAAAUUUGUCAGACACGAACCUCAUGGAGGUCAACAAGAAGUGCAAGGUCUUGCACCUGGGGAGGAACAACCCCAUGCACUAAUACAUGCUGGGGGUUGGCCACCUGGAAAGCAGCUUUGCAGAGAAUGAUGAUGUUGUGGUCCUAGUGUACAACAAGCUGACCAUAAGCCAGCAAUGUGCCUGCACAGCAAAGGCUGCCAAUAGCUCUCAGGGCUAGAUUAGGAGGAAUGUUGCCAGCAGGUCAAGGGAGGUGAUCUUUCCCCUCUACUCAGCACUGGUGAGGCCACAUCUAGAGUGCUUGGUCCAGUUCUUGGCUCCCCAGUACUAAAGCGACAUGGACAUAGUGGAGUGAAACUUGUGGAGAGCCACUGAGGUAAUUAAGGGACUGGUACACCUGUCAUGCAAGGAUAGGCUGAGAGAGCUGGGGCUGUUCAGCGUGGAGAAGAGAAGGCUCAGGGGAUCUUAUCAUCUAGCUGAUGGGAGUGUUUAAUGGCAAUGGAGCCAGACUCUUCUCGGUGGUGCCUGGUGACAGGACAAGAGGCAAUGGGCACACACUGAAACAAAGGAAGUUCCGUUUGAGCACAAUAAAACAGGUUUUUACUGUGAGGGUAGUUGAACACCGGAACUGGUUGCCUGGAGAGUUUGUGGAGUUUCCUUCUGUGGAGGUACUCAAACCUGACUGGACACAGUCCUGUGUAAUCUUCUCUAGCUAACCCUGUUCUGAGCAGUGCUGUUGGGCUAGACAGUGUCCAGACAGUCUUCCAACUUCAACUAUUCAGUGACUCAGUGAAUUAGAGCCUUUCUAAGCUGUUAAUCUCAGUCUGUUUUCAUGAGGGGAAGGGAGAGAUCCAGAAAAGAAGAAAAGAAUGUAGUGUGGUGAUUUGGGAUUACCAUCAAAGCUGCAAGCUGAAGUGCUGGUCUGCUCUAAGUAACCAUUUUAUGAAAGUUACAAAAUGUCUUUUUCCUCCUUGCACCAUCCCCUUUGAGGGUCUACAUCAUUAGGCCCUUUAUGCUAAGGUGCAAAACACUGCACUAGUCAAACUACUUAAAAGGUUCAUUGAUCUGGAAACCUAUACAGAGAGGGACCACAUCAUCUCAUCACUGUUCAGGGUGAGGUGGCUGGACUAAAGAUAAAGUGCUUGCUGUGUCAAGGUUGGCUGCAUGGGAGAGGUUUUAACUGGGAGGAUCAGAGCUGGCCAACUGGUGGAGAAGGACCUUCUUGCAAAGGGGAGUUAGCCUAGAGCUAGUGAGUCAUACGUUGGUGAAAAGGCUGCACUUCCCUUGGCCAACUGGAGCCAAUUGGAGUACCCUCCUAUCAAUGCUUUCUGUCUGGGUCCCCCAGGAAAGAUGGCAGCUGAGAAAAUGAUGCAGCUAGAGGACUUUUCCUGUCAGGCUGCUGACAGCCUGUCCAUCUCUGGGGGUACAGCCCAGCCCUGGCCUGCCUUCCUGUUUCUGUUUUCAUGGGGUUUGUGUUAGAAGCUGCAUUUGUGUGUUUCACAGAGACAUACUCAAGAGCAGAACUCUGCUCCAUCCUAGUUCAUUUUCCAGGCCACAACCAAAAUCUGAGGCUGAUUCUUGUAUGACUGGGCUUUGUAAUUUCUGCUAGCAGUCUUGAUUUCCCAAACUGGGAGGGGUGAGCAGGAACCCUGUUGUUGCACAUUUGAAGUUACUUGCCCUAGAUGUCUUUUCUCUUUAUAGCCUUGCCAUGUUUUGUGCUACCAGCAUUUCAGUUAACCACUUCCACCUUUUCAUCAGUCAAGUUCCUUCUUUAAAAAAGUAGAAACCCAACAACAAGACUUUAGAUACCCUGAAAAGUAAAAAAGCAGAUUAAAAUCCCUUUGCCAUGACCAAUUAUGGUUUGUUGAAUACAAUGUUCUGUAUUUGGUUAACUAAGCUGUCUCAAGCUGGGACAGAAGCUGAUCUGGAUUUAUAAGAAUCCCAGAAAUGGGAUUAGCUAGGUGAAUGUGCUGAUCUGAUAAAAGCAGCCACCUGGAAGUGGCUACAAUACAACAGAUCAGACACCUGAUGAUGACAUGGCAGGGUUUGGAAUUACGAAUUACAUCAAGAAAAGGUUGGCAUUAUGCCAACAGGCAGGAUAUCUGAUUCAGCUGUCUUUCUUACGGAAACUAAAGUAAAAUAUAUGCUUGUGCUUAUCAUUCCCUUACUUUCUAUUAUUCUUUGAUUCAGGGCACUAUUUUAUUUUGAUGGUGUUCAGCUUCUUCUGGUUUGACUGUGUUUAUUUUACCUGCAGAUCAUAUCUAAAACUUCAAAUAUGAAUCGUUUUAAGCCUUUCUGCCAGGGUGAAAGAACAUACGUAGCACACAGAUGCAUGUACAGGAAAAAGCAGUUCCUAAAAUGUCAUGUGAGUUUCCUUUUUCAGUCAAGCCAGAGGCAGGACUCAUGGUACUUGCUCACUGACACACUGAAAUAUCUGCUUCACUCGGAUACAGAAUGCCUGGACUUCUGGGUAAUAGCAGUUCACAUGAACAGGCUGCUGUAUACUAUGCAUCAGAAUCCAUUGUCUCCAUUGCUAUCUUUAUCACCGUUUUCAUCAUAGGUAUCCUAGGCAAUGGACUGGUGAUCUGGGUAGCUGGUCUGAAAAUGAAAAGGUCUGUGAACACUGUCUGGUUCCUAAACCUUGCUGUGGCUGACUUUAUGUGCUGCUUGUCCUUGCCAUUUUCUGUUGUUCACCUGGCCCUCCAUGAACACUGGCCAUAUGGUUGGUUCCUCUGCAAAGUCAUUCCAUCAGUCAUAAUCUUCACCAUGUUUGCUAGUGUCUUCCUACUCGUGGCCAUCAGCAUUGACCGGUGCCUCCUUGUGAUGAAACCUGUCUGGUGUCAAAAUCAUCGAACAGUGAAAUUUAUAUCACUAAUAUGCAGUGGUAUUUGGAUCCUGGCCUUCAUUUUCUGCUGUCCUGUCUUUCACUACCGUGACACUAGCACUCAUGACGGCAAUAUUGAGUGUGGGUACAAUUUUGGAGAUGACGAAGAUUAUAUGGAUGAUUCUGUAAAUGAGUUACUGGAAGAAUACUCACCUUUAGCCUACAGUGGUAAUGACUCAUGGGGAAAUUUCCAUGAAACUGAUUAUCCUGUAUCCCUUGCCUCAAUGGUAAUAAACAUUACUAGGUCUGUCUUUGGCUUUGUACUCCCCUUUGGCAUAAUGGCAGUUUGCUAUGCCCUUAUUGCUUUCAGAACACAUGCAAAUCAGUUUCACAAGCCACACAACAGGAUGCUGCGAACAAUUGUGCUUGUGGUAGCUGCGUUCUUCAUCUGCUGGGCUCCAUACCACGUAAUUGGGAUUCUGUCCCUUGCACCUACUCUUGGGACAGGACUAAGGGAGUCAUUGAUCCUCUGGGAUCACCUCUCUACAGCACUUGCAUAUGCCAACAGCUGCAUCAACCCCCUGCUCUAUGUUUUUGUGGGACGGGACUUCAGGGCAAAGGCACGGCAAUCAGUGCAAGGAAUUUUGGAAGGUGUCUUUACUGAGGAACUAACGCAUCUGAUCCCUUACUCCCUUGACAGAAGCAAGGCUUCAACAGACAAGGACGUUAGCAGCACAGUGUAAUUCAGGACUUCAAUCACCACUGUAAAAAGGGCGAGCUAUGGCCCCACACAUCAAUCACUGUCCACUUAACAGCUUUUUUUGCUCCAACACAUUUGAUUAAUCUGCAGAUCCACACACAGGUCACUGAGGUGAUUCAGAUCAGAACAGCUAACCCCCUUUAUAUCCUGCUCCAGAGAGGUGGGACUUCAGAAGUACCAAGAGUAAUAAUCUGAGGGAGGGCUCUGGUGAAGCAGAAGACACAGAGUACUUUUAACCUUUAAAGAAGAAAGCAGGCUUGCAGAAUGAUUUGUGGUAAGAUGAUGUAGUUUAACCGCUGAAUUGCUAGAUGAGAAUGUCAUUAGAGUUAUUUGCAUGUCUAUGUUCUACGUCUCCGAUAAACUGCAGAUGAAACUAACUUUGAUGUCUCUCCUUGGAAUCUGUCAUC